CCUAGAACAAGAAAUCAAGAGUUCUUCAAACAAAAACAAAGCAAAAAACAACUUAAUUCCAUGGAUUCAAUCCAAGACAUGGAUGGAGGUUCCAACUCUCAUCACCAUGAGAUGAACAUGGCAUCAAGCAAUAACCUAAUUAUCAACACAAGCUCAAUGAACCCUGCUACUACUCUAGCCUCAGCAGCAGGAGUAGCUGGAACCUCAUCUUCUUCUUCUUCUUCAUCUCCUGCUUCCAGCAGCCGCUACGAGAACCAAAAGCGGCGCGACUGGAACACCUUCGGCCAAUACCUCAAGAACCACCGCCCCCCGCUCUCUCUCUCCCGGUGCAGCGGGGCCCACGUCCUCGAAUUCCUCCGCUACCUCGAUCAGUUCGGCAAGACCAAGGUCCACACCCCCAUCUGCCCCUUCUACGGCCACCCGAACCCUCCGGCUCCUUGCCCCUGCCCACUCCGCCAGGCAUGGGGCAGCCUCGACGCCCUCAUCGGGCGCCUUCGAGCCGCCUUUGAAGAAAACGGAGGCAAGCCCGAAGCCAACCCGUUUGGGGCUCGAGCCGUUCGACUUUACCUUCGCGAGGUUCGUGAUUUGCAGUCGAAAGCAAGAGGCAUCAGCUACGAGAAGAAGAAGCGGAAGAGGCCACCGUUGCCGCAGCAGCUGCCGCCUCCCCCACUGCCGCCGACAGUUCAUCACCAUCCAGGUCAAUAAAAAGUCAAAGCAAGCUACUGUUACGACCAAUGAAGAUAUGAGGGUACCGUCUUUAUAUAUUUAAAUUACGCUUUUUAAGACUUGUGUGGUGGUAUUUGGAUGUUAUUGUUAAUUAGGGUUUUAGUUAAUUUUAUGAUAUCAAGUGGUUGUUGGUAGCCACUGCUAAGCUUAGCUAGAGACAGACCUGCGUUUUUCAUCAAUUAAUUCUGUGUUUCUAUAAUCUGUCUGCUUUGCUUUCACUAAAAGCAAACCUUUACUUAAUUAGAUCCAUAUUCUGUUGGAUAUUAAGAUUGAGCCUCUUCUCGA
Molecule: messenger RNA, 1011 nt
Organism: Prunus dulcis (almond)
Lineage: Eukaryota; Viridiplantae; Streptophyta; Magnoliopsida; Rosales; Rosaceae
Product: protein LIGHT-DEPENDENT SHORT HYPOCOTYLS 4-like
Exons: 1
Coding region: 61-705 (214 amino acids)
Biological process (GO): mRNA transcription; response to light stimulus
Cellular component (GO): nucleus
Source: RefSeq, a predicted model, not a curated record